This is a messenger RNA of Cladocopium goreaui, 1470 nucleotides long. NCBI's taxonomy places the organism in Eukaryota, Dinophyceae, Suessiales, Symbiodiniaceae. The record is from the annotation of a GenBank genome assembly.
AUGGCUUUGCGCUUACGCCACCCGUCUUGCGAUUCCAAAUCUUCGACUCCGUCUCCAAAGGCGGCGCCGGCUUCGGUAGACAAAUCUGCAGUUUCGUCAGUUUCGUCUACUCCUUCGCCAGCCGCUGUGCCAACCGUGGAGAAAGCUGCCAUUUCUUCGGGAGUGCCUGGUCGCUUUACUUCUUUGCCGGAGAAGGCUGCGAGACCAGAUGCUGAGCUACCGCAGGAAGCAUUGGUCAAUCUGGCAUUGCGCCGAAACCAUUUGCUGCAGUUGAGCGUGCGCAAGCAAGCUGCUGAGGAAGCUGCGAUGGUGGCUGCUGCCACUGCAGGACCUUCGCCUGAGCGAACCGGAUCUCCUGCAGACACUGCACCCACGCUUGAGCUUCCACAAAUGGAGGUGCCGGUCAAGGAGCAGAUCUUCCCGAAAGUGGAAGAGGCAGAAGAGCCAGAGACGCUGCUUUAUGAGCCACAAGCUCCUGAAGGUGUUGGACCUGAUGUUGUUGCUGCCCAAGACAGUCUGGAAGCGGCAGAAGAUGGCCCCCCUGAAGGACACACCCUGAAGACUGGUGAGGCAACGGCGGUUGGCAAAGACCCGGUGGCCAAGGAUUUGCUGGUAGCGUUGGAGUCUGUCCAAGAUGAUUUGCAAUCUCUUGAGAUAGAUGAAGGUGACCUUCGCCGACAGCAAUUGCAGAUGAGAGCGGACGAGCAGGAGAAAGCCCAGGAACAGAAGGAAAAAGCCAAGGUGAAGAACGCAGCGACAAAGGCCAAAGCCAAAGCAAAGAAGGAACCGAAGCCAAAGGGCCGUCCACGCAAAAUUGGAGAUAUCGUCCGUGAGCCUGCAGCUGGUUCCGCUGAAGUUCCAGGCGCCGAAGCAUCUGAGCCACCUGCCAAGAAGCUACGAGUCCGGGGCAAGACUGCUCAAGGCCAUCCUGCAGCGGGUCCAGCACCAUCUGCAGCUCCCCCUGCCCAUCAACCUCCUGCGCCUGCCCGUGAGCCUUCUGCACCUGCCCCUCCGCAGCCUCCGCAGAUCCGCCCAACAGCUGUCAAGGCCAAGGCCAAGCGCGGCCCGACGCCCAGGCCGCAGGCAGAGGAGAACGUGCAGCCAGAGCCUGCUUGGGUGCUGCAGAUGACUUCCUUGCUGGUGAAAUUCAAUGCCAGCAAGCCUUACGAUCGUCAGUCGGAAACUUUGCACAAAGGCAACUUUGGCCCCUUUGUGCAGACCUCUGUGUAUUGGAACCGCGCAGCUGUCGGAGUGAAAGUCAAAAGGGGCGCUUCUUGGACUCAAAUUUGCUAUUUCACAGCGAAGAACAUCGCCGUCGCCAUUUUUUCUGCUGCUGAAUAUGCGACCACCUUGGCACAGCAAGGCAUAGAUUCUCAGUGGUGGCAGACCAGGGAAGCGGCAACUUUGGAGAGGAAGCUGCGGCUGAGUGCGGAAGCUGCUGUGCAGCAGUACAGCCAGCAGUAUGCUUGA